Drosophila ficusphila is the source of this 1082-nucleotide messenger RNA. RefSeq lists its product as uncharacterized. Bases 115 to 900 code for a protein of 261 amino acids. NCBI's taxonomy places the organism in Eukaryota, Metazoa, Arthropoda, Insecta, Diptera, Drosophilidae. The record is from RefSeq and is a predicted model, not a curated record. The transcript is spliced from 2 exons.
AGUUAUCGGUCUAUUUGGCCACCACUAACUGGUUGUUUUGAUUUUCAUUGUUGCCUAAACAAACUCUUUUUGAAUUCGUUUCCUUCAAAAUUAAGCUUUUAUGUGAAUAAAACCAUGUGCGAAAAAGUUACUGCCCGCUGCAAUUGGCCCCAAAUUGCGGGUAACGAGUUAGGACAACUGGUGGCCACCCGUUUGUCCGAUGAAGACGUCUUUGUAAAGCCCGAUUUGGAUGAUGUCGUAAACGAGGAUCGCGCUGUUCUGUUUUCCACUGUGGAUAGUCCGCCACCACCUUGUGAGCUGAGGUUCCAAAUCCCGACUCGCUUCAAAAUCGCAGCUCUUACCCUGGUUUGUAGUGCUCCCAAGGUAGAGCUUUUUAUUGGUCCGUCCCAGGAGUACUGCGAAACCAUUUAUGGAGUCUGCGUCGAGGAGGAGGACGCCGAGGUUCCUGUCCGACCAUAUCGCUAUGACAUGGAAAUUGACCGUUCUGGCAUUAAUGAUAUAAACUUAAGGAUGCUCACCUCGGCAAACGAAAUUUGCGUUUAUGGCGCCAUGCUGCAGACUGCUCCCAAUCCCAAUGGCAUAACAACCCAGUUGCCUAGGCCAGUGGAUCCGCAAAGAAUUCAGGAGCUGCUGCAACGGGGCGGCACGUAUCCAUCAAAAAAGGAGGAGCAGGAGGAGAAAUUCAAGCAGUUUAUGACCCUGAUGAAGGGCUGUUCCCCGCAGGCGGAGGUAAAGCCCCAGGAAGCUGCAGCUCCCACGGAUAUCUCAAUUCUCAUGGACCAUAUAGACAAGAGAUUCGAAAAGCUGGCGCAAUUAGUGGCCAAACGUCUGGACAAUUUUGAAGCCCAGCAGACAGAAAAAUUAAACAAAAUUAUCGCCUUGCUGGAAAAGGAGAAUUAAUAUAACACAAAAAAAACUGUCUAUCAUAUACUGUUUGUAUCAUUCAUCAUUGUACUUUGUAAUUGCUCAAAAAGACUGUUGGUGCGACUAUUUCGAAUGUGAUUAAACGAAAUUUGUUUUUAAGUUUGAUUUGUAAAUGUAAUAACAAUUUUUAAAUAAAUCUACAAAUCUUGGUUUUAAUA